AUGUCAGACCACGAAGAUGAAAUGGACGUGGAUGCGCCCAAGGACGUGCAGUUCAGCUCCGACAAUGCCAGUGGAAAAAAGAGAACCGCAGCCGAUCUGCCUAUUGAAGCUCAAGAUAACCUCCCAUGGCAAAAAUACCGACCCAGCAGCUUAGACGAUGUGUCCGGCCACCAAGAUAUCCUCGCAACCAUCAACCGAUUUGUCGACACAAAUAAACUCCCCCAUCUCCUCUUAUACGGACCACCAGGAACCGGAAAAACAUCUACCAUUCUCGCCCUUGCCCGCCGGAUCUAUGGCACUAAGAACAUGCGACAGAUGGUGUUGGAGUUAAACGCAAGUGACGACCGCGGUAUCGAUGUUGUUCGGGAACAGAUCAAGACCUUUGCCAGCACAAAACAGAUCUUCAACAUGGCCCCUCAGGGUGGUGCUGGCUCUAAUCUAGCAGGAUUCAAGCUGAUCAUUCUUGAUGAAGCCGAUGCCAUGACUUCUACCGCUCAGAUGGCCCUGCGCCGCAUCAUGGAGCGCUACACGGCCAACACCCGAUUCUGUGUUAUUGCCAACUACACACAUAAGCUGUCCCCAGCACUUCUCUCCCGGUGUACUCGAUUCCGUUUCAGCCCACUGAAGGAAGCCGAUAUCCGCACCAUUGUUGACCAGGUCAUUGAAAAGGAAGGCGUGCGGAUACAACCCGAGGCCGUCGAUAGUCUAGUUACCCUGAGCAAGGGUGAUAUGCGACGUGCGCUCAACGUGCUCCAAGCCUGCUUUGCCAGCAGUAUCCCACUUCCCAUGCGAGAUGCCCCCAAGGCCCCGCGCCCUGAGCCAGAGACGAUCACUAACGCGACGAUUUACGACUGCAUUGCGGCUCCUCACCCAUCUGAUAUCCAAGAGAUCAUGUCCACCAUUCUGUCCACCAGUGACGUGACCUCCUGUCUGAGCACUGUGCACACACUCAAGGCCACCAAGGGUCUGGCGCUGGCUGAUAUUCUCUCCGCGCUCGCCGACCAACUCCAACAGCUUGAAGUCCCCGCGCAGACCCGCGUCACAUGGCUUGAGGGUCUCGCUGAGAUCGAAUGGCGACUGGCUGGCGGUGGCUCCGAGGCCAUUCAAACCGGAGGUCUGGUUGGUGUCGUGCGAAAUGGAUGUGAGCUUAUGGGUGAUAAGGGCGUGGCAAUGGCAUAG
Penicillium olsonii is the source of this 1179-nucleotide messenger RNA. The record is from the annotation of a GenBank genome assembly. Lineage: Eukaryota; Fungi; Ascomycota; Eurotiomycetes; Eurotiales; Aspergillaceae.